AUGUUUACGCCUGCGUUACUCACGGCGCAUAGCUGCGUCGGACACGUUCACCUAAUCCUCGGCUCAGGGCCUCUUGCUGCCGCCAGGUGCACAAAGUCUCUCGAGGUUGGCGCUCGACCGCUCGUUGUGUUUCCUGAGACUGAGGAACCCCACUUCACACUCGCCGCAGCCAUUGAGCAGGGCAAAGUGUCAUGGAUACAACGGGACUUGGAAGAGCGGGACCUGAAGACGUGGGGAAGAGAAGAAAUAGACGGAUAUGUGGACGCGGUGUUUGUCACUCUCCCCGCGAAAGAUCCUCGCAGCUCCCACGUGUCCAGCCUCUGCAAGCGCAUGCGGAUACCGGUCAAUGUCGUGGACGCACCGAACCUUUGCACGUUCACGCUCUUGUCGACCUAUUCAGACGGCCCUCUCCAGAUUGGAAUAACCACAUCGGGCAACGGCUGCAAGCUAUCGUCGCGCAUUCGACGUGAGAUUGUGUCCACCCUACCACCGAAAUUUGGCGCUGCUGUCGAGAGACUGGGUACUGUGCGGAGGCGGAUAUGGGCAGAGGACUACAAGUCGAAUGCCUCAAAUCCCAACGAGGUACCUGAUGCUGAGGGCGAGGACGAAGAAGCUGCGGCGCAGAAACAUACCUUCAACUCAUUAGUGAAGGAGGACGAUCGAGAUCCAGCUGUUUUGCGCACUCGUCGGAUGAGAUGGCUCUCGCAGAUAUGCGAGUACUGGCCCCUGAAUCGACUUGCAGCAAUCACGGAUGCCGACGUGGCAGCAAUACUAGAAGCGUACAGAACCACCGCACAGACUCCUGGCCCUGGUUCAGACAACACCUCUAGUCUCCUUCCGUCGCUACCUCCCCGCAAAGGCACGAUAACCUUGGCUGGAUCGGGCCCAGGGCAUCCUUCUCUGCUGACGAUUGCCACCCGGACAGCCAUAGAAACGGCUCAUGUCAUCUUGGCUGACAAGCUUGUUCCUGCCGAAAUCCUGGCUCUGAUCCCUCGUAGGACGCCCGUCCAUAUCGCCCGAAAAUUCCCUGGCAAUGCGGAUGCAGCGCAGGAGGAGAUGCUUCACAUGGGGCUGGAGGCUAUGGAACAAGGCAAGGAUGUGCUCCGACUGAAGCAAGGUGAUCCUUAUCUCUACGGUCGCGGAGCUGAAGAGGUGACCUUUUUCCGAGAACGAGGUUUCGAGGUCAGGGUGAUACCGGGCAUUACCAGCGCCCUCUCGGCACCCAUGUUUGCUGAUAUCCCAGUGACUCAUCGAGCUGUUGCCGACCAGGUCGUCAUCUGUACCGGAACCGGUCGAAAGGGGGCUGCGCCGGAGCCACCAUCCUAUAGAAAGAGCAAGACCGUGGUGUUUCUCAUGGCUCUGCACAGAUUAGACAGCUUGGUCAAAAGCCUGACACAAGCUCCGGAAGAUCAGAACCAGGAAGCGGCCCGACGGGUACUCUGGCCAUCCAGUACACCAUGCGCCGUGAUUGAAAGAGCCAGCUGUCCGGACCAGAGGGUGAUCCGAUCAACCCUCCAGCAUGUCUGUCAGGCUGUGGAGGUAGAAGGAUCCAGACCGCCCGGCUUGCUCGUUGUUGGCCAUUCUUGUGAGGUCCUUUACAAGGCCGAUCAAGAUAAGAGAUGGAGAGUUGAGGAGGGCUUUAGAGGUCUGGACGCUGGCGGAUCAGCUGCUUCAGAGUUGAACAUCCUCAAAGAGUUGGAGAAUAUCCCGUCGAGAGAGAUCAAGGAGCGGCUCAAAGUCAAUGGAGAACCGCAUCCUGCUAUAACAGCCUGA
This is a messenger RNA of Cladophialophora immunda, 1773 nucleotides long. RefSeq names its product uroporphyrinogen-III C-methyltransferase. Gene Ontology annotation, molecular function: uroporphyrin-III C-methyltransferase activity. Bases 1 to 1773 code for a protein of 590 amino acids. The transcript has a single exon. Lineage: Eukaryota; Fungi; Ascomycota; Eurotiomycetes; Chaetothyriales; Herpotrichiellaceae. Gene Ontology annotation, biological process: sulfate assimilation; siroheme biosynthetic process. The record is from RefSeq and is a predicted model, not a curated record.